Syngnathus acus (greater pipefish) is the source of this 3399-nucleotide messenger RNA. Its product is annotated as transmembrane protein 74-like. Bases 192 to 1016 code for a protein of 274 amino acids. NCBI's taxonomy places the organism in Eukaryota, Metazoa, Chordata, Actinopteri, Syngnathiformes, Syngnathidae. The record is from RefSeq and is a predicted model, not a curated record. The transcript has 2 exons.
CAGCUCCAAGCAGAAAGACGGCGUCUGAGGCGUACUCAACCGUUAUGGCUAAAUCUGCCUUCCGUUGCGUGGAGUUACUUGCGAUGGCGUGUUUCGGCGUGCGGCAGCCAAAGGGAUCCUAACGAAGCACGGGAUGCUGUGCAGCAUUACAGAAGAGGGAGGAAGAGGGAACCGGCAGGCGGCGAGGGCAAAUGGCUUCUCCGGUGUUGUCUUUAACAAGGGAUGGUGAGAAGCAACCGCAUCCCCCCGCCGUCCUUGAGCGCCUCUCCGCUGUGCUGCACGUCCGCAAGCAAAGUGAAUCAACAGGAGGGGGCUCCCUCGGGGACGCCGGCUGUAACCCGGCCCGGAGCUGCCAUGACCGGUGUCAUUCAGCUGCGAGGCGCUCGGAGGUCAAACUGCGCCCUCUUGGGGAGGAGAAAGUGCGCGUCUGCUGUGACGAGGAAUUGGAGACAUCGUUCACCUACAUAGAUGAGAAUGUCAACCUGGCGAUUGGUAGCCCAGAGACGAGCUGUAAAAGUUCUCAUAGAACCGGGCGCAACUGCGAGCCAUGCUCAGAGACGCUACCAGAAUUUUCUUUCAUGUCUGAGGAUGAGCUUUCCUUUGGGGAGGCCUCAGGCUCCUCAGUGGACUACUGGUUUAUUAGUGCAGUCACGUUUUUGGUGACAGGCAUCUCGUUGGUGAUCAUCUCCUACGCUGUGCCCCGGAAUGUGGUCGUGGACAGGGACAGUGUCUCGGCCAGGGAGAUGGAGAGAAUGGAACUGGAAAGGGCACGCAUUGGAGCUCACCUGGACCGGUGCGUCAUAGCAGGAUUGUGCUUGCUGACUCUGGGAGGGGUUGUGCUUUCCACUCUGCUUAUGAUCUCCAUGUGGAAAGGAGAGAUGUACAGGAGGAAAGUCAUUGCUUAUUCUAAACGUUCCGCCAAACUGUAUGGCUCCAUUAGCCUGAAAACUAAAUCCAGUCCCAGUCACUCCUCUGCACACUUGUCCCUGGAGGAUAUAGUGGAAAGUCUGAACUAGCAACAUACAGUUUUGAGUCAAACGAUGAGCUUCAUACAAAUUGUCAUCACUUCUUCACUUGUGCACAUCGGAUGUGCAAGUAUGCACUAUUUUAGUUUUCGCUGUCCACUUUCAGAAAAAGGGCAUUUCUAUUCCUCAUAUGUCGGGUGUGAGCAGAGCUGAAGAGCCUAUGCCAGCUGAAUUUGGAGUCCAUCCCAUGUCUGGCCAAUCGCAAUGAUUUAGUCCAAAUUAAUGGCAUUCAUUUACAUAUUAUUUUCAUAUGUUGCAACUCAAUCCGUUUAUCAUUUUCUAGUUCAGAACCAUGCAAUUGUCUUCAGAAAGGGCAUAAAAAGAGUUAUGCUUCACAAUAAUGUCUACAUGACGUGGCAAAUCAGCACCUCCAGAACAUAUUGUCAUCCUCCGAGAAUAAAGGCUGAAGUCUUUUUUUGAGCUUUUCCAGAAAAGGUAGAAAAACUAAACCAAAUUCUGAAUUAGAUUUAUUAAUAAUUUAAUUUCAGGGUUAUGGAUAAUAGAUGCCAGCCUGAGUUGUACCUUCUAUUUACCUUCUACAGCAAUGCAGAUGUUCUAACAAUUAGACGUUAAAUCUGUUAUGAUGGUGUGUAAACAUUAAGUCUUAAACAUUGUUGCCAUUGUUCACAUACUACGUCUGAAGCUAACGGCACACAAAAACUAUUUACAAACCACACAGUAUUACUUUAAAAGAGGUGCAGCUCUGGUUAAUUAAAUUUUCAAGCUAAAAAUUAUACGUCUGAUUUACUGUUCAUAUUUGGCACUAUGGUGGAGAGCUAGUUGCAGAGCCACAUUUAGUGACGCCCACAGCAUAUUCCCAUUUUCAUGCUUGCAAUCGAAGAGCUUUUUUAUAUGUUCUACCAAAUAUGAUAUAUAAAUCUACUAUUACUAAAUAUUGCAAUUAUUGGGGGAUAAAAUGACUUGCAAGUAAGGUACUGUAAUAGCAAUCCUUAUUUUCUUUGCCAAUCUUUCUUUUAUAGUUUGGAACUCUCUGACUCGAACAACUUAGCCUUAUGGAGAACAUUGAAAAUUAAUACUUUAAGGGCUACACAUGAACUCCUAUUAUAUCCUUAUUUCUGACAGUGGACAGAGUUUACUGAGCAGCCGUGUUCCAAAUAAACACUCCACAGUAGUUAAAUACUGCAUUUCCUCCAAAGUGGUUGAGGCCCUUUAUUUACUGUAUGGCAGCCAGAUGUAUGUUUAUUUGUUCAAAUAUUGUGAAAUCCAUGCAAACAAGGUUACAGUUAAGAUAAUUAGAGCUACUGUUUUACCAUAUAUUUGUAUUUAUAAGUGGAGAGAAAGGAGGUGUUGGUUAUUUCAAGUGGAUGGCACAGUCUUAUAGAGCAGAUGCUUGUAUUUUGAUGGUGUACGGUCAAAAACUGUACUAUAACACUGAUCAUAAACAACACACACUGAACCCUAUCUUACAAUAUUAGUGGAGCAUGCUAACAGCUUUAUCAACAUACACUUGAAUGCCUUUUUGGGUCCACAGGAAAUCUGGGAGAGCUUCUAUUUACUAUUAAGGCUAUUUAUUUUUAAUGUGAAGAUUCUGAACCGCAAAGUCAUACGCAGACGUAUUUCAGGAAGUAGCCAGAGUCCCUAGAGUGGAGGUGAGUCGGGCUUCUAAGAGGUCUACUCACUCUGUGGAAUCUUCUGCUCAGUGGUGUGCAUGGUAAUAUCCAGUGACAGUCCCUCUGUGGUGCACUGCAGAGGUAAGCUAGUAAGCCCAGUUUUGUGCAUCUGAGCCAAAGCUCCAAGUCGCUUUGACUGAACUCAGCAAUUUGACUGCAAUGGACAGUCCUGUCAUGCACGGUGCACAUUCCUCUGUCCUGAUCUUGUGAGCUUCACUUUAUAAUCAAGCUUUUUCUGCUUUCUGGAUAAUACAUCAUUGUCUUUAGCCCUUUAUCACUGCAAGGCUGGAUGAUAUGACAGCCUAAGUAUCAUUUGAAGCUGAUAAGCAUUUUCCCUCAGCAGAAUCUGUCUCUGUCUUCUUUUCACUUGUCCACACUAGAAUGGCAAUAUUAAUCGACUUAAGGAAUGGCUGAGUAUAUGUAAGCUUACAUAUACAAUUUGGUAAAAUAAAAAAGAUCAGAAUAAUUUGUUGAGUGUUGUUGAUGGCAGUGAUAUUCUGUGUAAAAACACAAUCAUAAGAUCAUGAUUUCAAGUAAAACAAAUACUUUGGUUCAGAUGAGGAACAUGUUACUCACCCACCCUUUCAGAUUUAAAUAAUCAUGUAAUUUCACUGAUUUAAUGUCAUUUUCAGAUGAAGAAAUUGUAAUUACAUGGUACACACAUUUUCUCUGUUCCUUGGGAUGCUGCUGAAAUGGUAGCAUUCAUGCGUGCCAGCAGAAAAUAAAGAAUGCCACAAGAUGAC